Molecule: messenger RNA, 576 nt
Organism: Nicrophorus vespilloides
Lineage: Eukaryota; Metazoa; Arthropoda; Insecta; Coleoptera; Silphidae
Exons: 3
Biological process (GO): protein ubiquitination; mRNA processing; ubiquitin-dependent protein catabolic process
Cellular component (GO): nucleus
Molecular function (GO): nucleic acid binding; zinc ion binding; ubiquitin protein ligase activity
Source: RefSeq, a predicted model, not a curated record
AUGUCGAUUUUCUACAAGCUGAAAUCCGAAAAGGAAUUUAAAAGAUUGAACUUUGGUGAUUUUUUCAUCUCUGUAGAAGAUGUUAAACGUGAAAUUUUAAUCAAGAAUCGUCUUGGCAAGUUGAACGAUUUCUACAUUCAAUUGAUGGAUGCAGAUACCAAUAAAGUAUAUGCUGAUGACAAAAUGUUAAUCUCGAGUAAUAGCAGUGUUUUAUAUGGAAGAAUACCAGUAGCUGUUAAGAAACAAGGUCCUAAAACAUUGAUAGAUAAAAAUGCAACUGUGACGACUGACAAGAUUGAUGCAAUCAUCAAUCGAAACCCUACAAAUAACAAUUCUAAGAAAAACCAAACUGCCCCAAUAAAUAGGAUGAUGCCUGCAAAUUAUGUUUGCCGAAAAUGUUAUAUACCAGGGCAUUGGAUUAAUGAUUGUCCUUUAGGCAAAGACAGAAUGCCGAUUAAGAAGAGUUCGGGAAUACCCAGAACAUUCAUGGAAACUGUGAAUGGUCCAGAAGUCGAGGGAGCCAUGUACAUGUCGAAUGGAACAUAUGGAAGAAGACGCAACAACUUUGGACAUGUG